GUAUAAAGGCCCGUAGAGGACACCAGUUUUGUCCGCCUCCCCGCUUCGACACGACAAGCCCAGGUUCACCCGGAAACGAAACUUCGACACGAUGUUCUUUCGCGUUCAUAUCCUGCUCGUCGCUUUCGUGCUACUCCUUGUGGCCAUGGUAGAUGCCGCGCCGGUUAAGGGCCUGAAGCAGUUCAAGCUCAAGCGCGGGGAUGCGACGCCCCUACGCAGGGACAAUCAAGCCCUACCAUCACGCGCAAUUGGUGCCGAGCCCUCUUUGUGGAGGCGUACUGCAAAAUCCCCGCAACCAUCUGCACGCUGGACCGAGCGCGCCUGAUUGUAGCUAGUCCUAACCGAGCUUCGACUUCACGACUCUGUAUUUACGUCCUUCACGAGAGCAUGCUUUUCAGCUUCUACGGUUCGAUUUGGGCUUUGGGGUAUCCUUGGGGCGACACAAUCGUGGGGAAUGUAAUAUAGAACGAUAUCAUCUGCCAUAGGUAUUCAGACUGCGCUGAAUUUGUGUGGUGGUCCGCGGGAAGACGCAGGAGCACUGUUCUGUUUGAUGAAUUGAGUUGUGGGCGUCGAGAGGCGUGCUACACGUGAUUUGCCAUGCU
This is a messenger RNA of Schizophyllum commune H4-8, 602 nucleotides long. RefSeq lists its product as uncharacterized. NCBI's taxonomy places the organism in Eukaryota, Fungi, Basidiomycota, Agaricomycetes, Agaricales, Schizophyllaceae. The record is from RefSeq and is a predicted model, not a curated record. The transcript has 3 exons. The coding region runs from base 92 to 325 and encodes 77 amino acids.